This is a messenger RNA of Notothenia coriiceps (black rockcod), 5613 nucleotides long. It is a transcript of the gene extl3, whose product is annotated as exostosin-like glycosyltransferase 3. Lineage: Eukaryota; Metazoa; Chordata; Actinopteri; Perciformes; Nototheniidae. Bases 349 to 2832 code for a protein of 827 amino acids. Gene Ontology annotation, cellular component: membrane. Gene Ontology annotation, molecular function: glycosyltransferase activity. The record is from RefSeq and is a predicted model, not a curated record. The transcript is spliced from 3 exons.
CGCUUUGAGAAGGAAGACAAUAUUCCAGAAGCCGGAUCUCCAAAAGGAAUCCCUGGAAAAAGUGCCCGAAAAAUGCUGGCCCAUCCACCCGUCUCCAUGCCCUCCGUGCCUCACCCAUCGAGGGGAACUCUCCAGACACCGGAGUGUUUUCUGGAAUAGAUUAGGAAAAUAGCUUAACCCCGCAAUAGAAAUGGUAUUAGUUUGUCUGAGCUAUACCACAUCAGAGGUUAUUUUAGAAUACAGGUGAGGCCGAUCCUCACCUUGCUGACAAGGUCGUAUCAUGGCCGCUGCUGAUCCCCAUAGCAACGCUUCCUUGGCGAUGCAAGGAGCAGACUGAGAGAGUCAACGAUGCAGCGUAACGGCGGGGGGGCGGGCGCCGGUGGCCAGCCAUGGGUGUUACGGCGCGUGCGUCUCACCUGGCUCAGUUUCAUGCUCUUUUUCAUCCUGGUCUUCUUCCCACUCAUCGCCCAUUACUACCUCACUACCAUCGAUGAAGCCGGGGGUCCCGAGAAGCACAUCUUUGGCCCGCGGCCCGGCGGCGAACUCUGUGAGGUCAAACAUGUGCAGGAUCUGUGCCGGAUCCGCGAGUCGGUCAGCGAGGAGCUGCUGCAGCUGGAGGCCAAGAGGCAGGAGCUCAACGGGGAGAUCUCCCGACUCAACAUGCGCAUCGAGGCCUGCAAACGCAGCAUCGACAGCGCCAAGCAGGACCUGCUGCAGCUGAAGAACGUUAUCAGCCAGACAGAACACUCCUAUAAAGAACUGAUGGCCCAGAACCAGCCCAAGCUUUCACUGCCCGUCAGACUGCUGCCAGACAAGGAGGACCCGGGUUUACCACCGCCGAAGUCUGCACGCUCCUGCCGCCUACGCUCCUGCUUCGACUACGCCCGCUGCCCUCUCACCUCUGGGUUUCCAGUCUAUGUCUAUGACACCGCCUCCUAUCCAUGGGCAGACUUUAUUGACCCCCUGGUGAAGCAGGCGUUUGCAGCAUCAGUGAAGAGCAACAUUUAUAUAACCGAUAACCCCAGCGUUGCCUGUCUCUACUUGGUUUUAGUCGGGGAGCUGCAGGAGGAGUCCUCCCCGCCUCCACCUCCCUCAGAGCUGGAGAAGCAACUGAAAGCUCUGCCUUACUGGAGAUCUGAUGGACACAAUCAUGUUCUGGUGCAUUUCUCUAGAAAGUCAAUGACACAGAACUUCCUGUAUAAUGUGAGCACAGGACGGGCAGCAGUAGCUCAGUCCACCUUCCUGGAGCAGCAGUACCGCGAGGGCUUUGACUUGGUUGUGUCCCCGCUCGUUCAUGCCCUCUCAGAGCCAAACUUUUUAGAAGUGCCCCCUCAAGUUCCUGUAAAGAGGAAAUACCUCUUCACCUUCCAGGGGGAGAGGGUGGAGUCACUAAAGAGCAGCUUACACGAAGGACCCCCCCAGACUUUCGAGGAGGAGAUGGAAGGAGACCCACCAGCCGACUACGAUGAUCGCAUCAUCGGCACCUUAAAGGCGGUGCAGGACAGCCACCUUGAUCAGGUGCUGGUGGAGUUCACCUGCAAGAACCCCCGGCCGAGCCUGCCGACUGAGUGGGCUCUGUGUGGGGAGAGGGAGGACCGGCUGGAGGUGCUUAAGGUUUCCACCUUUGGCCUGGUGAUAGCUCCAGGGGACGGGCAGCUGGUGGCCUCAGCAGGCUGUGGGAUGAGGCUCUUUGAGGCCCUCGAAGUGGGGACCAUCCCAGUCGUGUUGGGGGACCACUCCAGACUGCCGUAUCACCAGCUUAUUCGAUGGAGCGAAGCUGCCAUCAUAGUCCCUAAGCCUCGUGUCACAGAGCUACACUUCCUGCUGCGCAGCCUAUCAGACAAUGACAUGCUGGCCAUGAGGCGGCAGGGCCGCUUCCUGUGGGAAACGUACUUCUCUACCUCGGAGAAUGUUCUAAACACCCUCCUGGCCUGCAUCAGAACCAGCAUCCAGGUUCCUGCUGCUCCCAUCAAAGAAGAGCCGGCUCACGAGAUUCCCCACAAAGCAGGGAAGCUGGCAGGAACUGAUGCCAACCUGGCUGACAAUGGGGACCUGGAUCUGGGUCCUGUUGAGACGGAGCCCCCCUACGCCUCUCCGCGCUUUCUCCGCAACUUCACAUACACAGCUUCAGAAACAUAUAGAGCAUGGAACCGGGCCCCGGGGCCUUUCCAUCUGUUCCCUCACACUCCUCUGGACCCCGUGCUGCCCUCAGAAGCCAAAUUCCUCGGCUCUGGAACUGGCUUCAGGCCCAUCGGUGGAGGUACGGGAGGCUCAGGGAAGGAGUUUCAGGCAGCUCUAGGAGGGAACGUGCCCCGAGAACAGUUCACCGUGGUCAUGCUGACCUAUGAGAGGGAGGAGGUGCUGAUGAACUCUCUGGAGAGGCUGAAUGGACUGCCGUACCUCAACAAAGUAGUGGUGGUGUGGAACUCACCCAAGCCUCCCUCAGACGACCUGCUGUGGCCAGACAUCGGUCUGCCCAUCGUGGUUGUCCGCACAGAGAAGAACAGCCUCAACAACCGCUUCCUUCCCUGGGACGUCGUGGAAACCGAGGCCAUCCUGUCGAUUGACGAUGACGCUCAUCUCCGCCACGACGAGAUCAUGUUCGGGUUCAGGUCAGUGACAGUGACGUCACGUUGGACUUUCCGCUGUCCCGGCUGCCCUCAGGCCCUUUCACACGACGACUCCCAUUUCCACGAACGCCACAAGUGCAUCAACUUCUUCGUCAAAGUGUACGGCUACAUGCCGCUGCUGUACACACAGUUUCGCGUGGACUCGGUGCUGUUUAAGACUCGUUUGCCCCACGACAAGACCAAGUGCUUUAAGUUCAUAUAGCACCGGGCUGAGUGGCCCAGCAAAGAGCCAAAAGCAGAGAGGGCUGAAGGACUGGAAGCUCCCUCUGCACGCAGUGAUGAAGAUGGAUGGACUGCCAGAUAAAUGCACAAAGGAAAAGUUGGUGGUGAGGAUAUUGCCCAGGGGGGGAGACAAGACCUUUAAAGCUGUUGGCUGGGUGGUCUAAUCCACAACUUUACUGGAAAUGUGAAGAGUGGAAGCUGAAAGGGACGACUGCCAAGAAAAUGAGCCUUUUCAGUGGAUGUCACUCUUCCCUUUUCAUGUUCUUCAAUCACGCUCAAUCAUCAACCACUACAGAUGUCAUUUGCACCUCUUAACGGUCGCCGAGGAAAGAGGACGGUUGUUCAUUAACUCUACCUUACAAUGGAGCUGUAGCUGCUUCACUGACGGACUGAUGUCGUGCUGCGCUCGCCAGCCGCCUGUCGCCAGCUUCAGCUGGGAGGGCAUCAGCAGCACACGGCUGACACUUCGAUUGUUUUUAAUUUUCACACUAACAAACUACUUGUUGUACGCAAGACGAGCACUGAGGGUCAGAGGUAUUUUAUUGGAAAAUCUUCUUUUAAAUCUAAAUGUGUAAAUCUUUUUUGAUGGACAAACUUUUUCCAGAUCCUCCACCUGUUGGAGAUCAGACACAAACUCAUUGGUUCGAGAAGGAAACAGGACCUCGACUGAAGACUUUGGCCCAAUCAUGUUUAGUAUUGUCACAUGUUCAGAAGGAAUUCACUUCAGCGGUCACCAUAAUGCCUCAAAUCUGUCAUGGAAACCAGCCACCAUCUUGUUAUUUUGUUAUGCUUAUAGGAUCUGCACUCUUCGACGAGUGUUUGAAAAUGGCCUGUUUUUUAUGCUAUAGGGUGUUGAAUAAUGUUUGUAAAACUGGUCUGAGAUUCAAGUAUUCAUGUUUUAAAUGUAAUAAUAAUAACAACCAGCCAAUGGUUACAAUGUCCCUUACUGAAGUGCAACCAAGUCAUGAAUCACUGCUGCCAAAAUCAGAAAAUGAAAAUGUUUGGAUGUCUAAUUAAAGUUGUAAUUGUAAAGAAGGAUACAUUUAACACAAUUAGGAUAAUAUACAAAUGAAUCAAAAAGAUUACAGGGAGUAGCUUGACGUUUUAGGAAAUACAAUUAUUUGCUUUCAUGUGCAGAGUUAGAUAUUUACAGCUCUGAAAUCUGUCAACUUAGCCUAGCUUAUAUUAGCAUAAAGAAUGGAAACUGGUUGAAAAACAACUAGCCUGUCUCUGUCCUUAACUCGUACCAAAAUCUGCCUCUCAGUAUCUUUGAAGCGCACUUACUAAUGUUGUGUGUUGAAUCCAAACAAAGCAUAAGGUGUAAACAUGACAAGCUGUUUCCAGCUGUUUUUUUUGCUAAGCUAACCGGCAACAGGCUAAAGUAAGCCUUAUAUUGAAUGAAUAGAUAGUAUCAUCUUACUCUCCACCAGACCGUAAAUAAGCAUGUUUUCCAACAUUUCAAACUACUCUCUUUAAUAUAUUUCCAGUUAUAGCGCUGCGACAGAUGUAAUAGAAAUGUCCCGCCAUGUCCAUGCCUCCUGUAUAGAUCGCUCCCGGCUCAGACAGAAACGUCACUUUAGUGUCGCCAUAUUGGUUCCACUUUGUUUGUUUUUUACCAUUGCUUGAUGAAUGUUUUCUUUGCCAAAUAGGUACGAUGUCUGCUGCUUCAGAGCAUUGUUUCGGGUGCAGCGUGUGAGUGGUUGCAGUCUGGUACAUCCAUUUCCACUCUGCAUGGUACUUACGUUCAGAAGGCGAUCCAUUGGAGCCCUUUCCAUCAUGUAUUAUAAAUCCAAAAUCCUUUAUUUGAUCAGACUUUAAUUGUGCAAUCUGAACAAAACAUUAACCUAAAAACAUACCUUUUUUAAAAAACAAAUUAAUGAUGCUUUCCCCCCAAAUAAGAUUAUAACUGUGAGGAUACUUUUAUGAAACAGAAACUCUCACAAGUCCAUGGUUCCUGUAUAUUUAUUGAAUAUAUUAUUAAAAAAGAUUUUUUUAAACUGAUGACACAUUCAAUAAAAUAACAAAACAUUGUAGUUCAUUAUUCCUUAUUCCUUAUCCUUAAGAAGUCCCAACAGGACUUAGCCGUAUAUCUUUAUUACAUUACCAAGGAAAACUAGCUUGUGCCACUAAAUGCUUGAGGGGGAACCUAACAGACCUGAGAGCAGCACUCGGGCAGGAAAGUGUUUUAUGGACGUCAAGAUGUCCUGGUUCUUGAGAAGGUCAACUUGAAACAGAAUGUCAUAAAAUGAAAAGAAGCUUCUGGCACAGUCAUAAAGUGUCUUUGAAGCCAAAUCUCUACCUGCUCCAGGUGGCUGCUGCUGCUGCUGCUGCCGCUGCCUCAAAACCAUUACAUUAGGCAUGUUAGGUAAACAGGGUAACGAGCCAGAUUCCUAAUUACACAAGUCUAAAAUGGAAAUGUGCACUCGUGCUGCACCAGACUUUAAAAACCAGCCUGUCUUCUCACCUGAACGCUUUUAUUGCAGCUCCUAGGGGCCUCAUAAUUACAUGUCCUGGGGCAUAAAUGGGAUUAGAUGGUAUUUUUUUGGAAGUCAGUACCUCCCCCCUCUCCUCUAGGAUAUGUGGCACAGCUGGUUUUCCAUGGCCCGGGGCAGGAUACUUUCCCCCCUGAAGGCUGCGGUCCCUCUGCUGGGUGUUGGGUGAAACUAUGUGUGAUCCAGGGUGAGGGUCCGCCUCCAGCCCCCUGCAGCGCUGCCUGAGCUGUGAUGACAGCGUCAGACAUACCAUUGAAGGCCAGAUUAAU